Messenger RNA from Dioscorea cayenensis subsp. rotundata (Guinea yam), 489 nucleotides. RefSeq lists its product as uncharacterized. The record is from RefSeq and is a predicted model, not a curated record. NCBI's taxonomy places the organism in Eukaryota, Viridiplantae, Streptophyta, Magnoliopsida, Dioscoreales, Dioscoreaceae. The transcript has a single exon. Bases 1 to 489 code for a protein of 162 amino acids.
AUGGUGUCAGUUAGGCAGCAAACCUUGAGGCAAAGGUUUGAUCUUUUGCAGAUGAAAGAAGAUGAAACAAUUCAGCAUUAUAUUACAAGAGUAUUGGCUGUGGUAAACCUAAUUAGAGGCAUGGGAAGUGAGUUGAAAGAUUCUGAAGUGGUUUUGAAGGUGAUAUGGAGUUUAUCAUCAAGGUUUGUUCAUGCAGUGACUUCAAUUGAAGAAGCAAGGGAUAUGUCAAAGGUGUCUCUUGAUGAAUUGAGUGGCUCUCUUCAAGCUCAUGAGGCCAGAUUCAAUCAAUUUACUGAAAGGCCAGAGAAACAUGAAGCUUUUGUAAUGCAGGGAGGUUCAAGAAGUGAUGGAACUAAUUGGAGAGGAAGAGGUAGAUUUGGAGGGUUUAGAGGUAGAGGGAAAGCUGGUGACAAUUCUAGAUAUGGUAAUCAGAGAGCAAAUAUAAAUAGUUUAGAAGUAAAGGGUAGCUGUGUCAUUUCCUGUGUUUAA